Messenger RNA from Fopius arisanus, 1250 nucleotides. RefSeq names its product innexin inx2-like. Lineage: Eukaryota; Metazoa; Arthropoda; Insecta; Hymenoptera; Braconidae. The transcript is spliced from 4 exons. The coding region runs from base 96 to 1190 and encodes 364 amino acids. The record is from RefSeq and is a predicted model, not a curated record. Gene Ontology annotation, biological process: phototransduction. Gene Ontology annotation, cellular component: plasma membrane; gap junction. Gene Ontology annotation, molecular function: gap junction channel activity.
GCAAUUCUCUGCCCUGAUAUUACCAACUUUAAAGUUAUUUAAUACUCCCACCCCUCGAGACAUUUCCAUGAGUUUCAUUGAAUUAAUCCAGAAGAAUGUUUGAACUUCUCCAACCGGUCAAGUGUCUUCUGUCUCCGGAGCCGAUUAUCAUCGAUAAUAUCGUCUUCAGGUUACACUCGAGGGUGACUGUUGUCAUUCUCGUCACGUGCACAAUCAUUAUCUCAGCGAAACAGUACGUGGGAGAACCCAUAUCGUGUAUAACUGACGCAUCAAUUGAUAAGGAGCCGGUUAAUGCGUACUGCUGGAUAUACAGUACAUUUACGGUAUCAAGACACUUGAGAGGUAUUCCAGGACGUCAAGUUGCAAGUCCCGGUGUUGGUCCAGCACUCGAGAACGACGAGAUUCACCAUCACCGGUAUUACCAAUGGGUCUGUUUCGUUCUCGGUAUUCAAGCAAUAAUAUUUUACACACCGAGAGGACUGUGGGGUGUCUGGGAACGUGGAACUGUAUCACUUCUCAUUCGUGAUCUUACAUCACCCUUUCUCGGAGAUGUUUGGAGUCACGAGAGAAAACAACAGCUUGUCCAAUACUUCGCAUCGACACAUUUACACACCCAUAAUUUUUAUGCACUGUGUUAUCUCUUCUGCGAGUCACUCAACGUUAUCAAUGCGGUUAGCCAGAUAUACCUGCUGGACGUAUUUCUUGAGGGUGAAUUCACGGGAUAUGGACCAGCAGUAGCUGCAUUCGGAAUGGAAACAAAGCCCUUCGAGAGAGUAGAUCCGAUGUCUCGUCUAUUUCCCAAAGUAACAAAAUGUACAAUUCAUACAUUUGGCUCUUCAGGAUCCCAACAGACACACGAUGCACUCUGCAUUCUACCACUUAACGUUGUCAAUGAAAAAACAUUUGUAUUCGUAUGGUUUUGGCUUGUAUUCCUCGCGUGCAUUGGCUCACUCAAUCUCUUGUACAGAAUUAUUCAAUUCACUCAUAAAAAAUCACGUAUUUAUAUUCUACGAUCUAACACCCGUGUUUUAACAAAUGCACAAGUGGAGGUUGUCGUUGGUGAAUUGAAUUUUGGUGAUUGGUUCCUACUUCAUCAACUCGCCCAGAAUGUCAAUCCCAUUGUCUACAGGGAACUCGUCAGUGAACUUGCUACCAAGUUCUCGUACAAAUAUUAUCCAACUGUCGUGUAAAUCGCGGGGGGAUUGAAAUAAUAUUUACUGACUGCAAAACCCCAUACUGUUAUCAACCAA